Messenger RNA from Parnassius mnemosyne (clouded apollo), 450 nucleotides. The record is from the annotation of a GenBank genome assembly. NCBI's taxonomy places the organism in Eukaryota, Metazoa, Arthropoda, Insecta, Lepidoptera, Papilionidae.
AUGAUAAAAAGUAUGCUGAAAAUAAGGAACAAUGUGGAUAUAAGUGAAUACCCAAAACUAAAUGCUUUCUUAAAACUACAAUCAGACAGUUUUACAACUAAAAAGUCGAAAAUAUUAACAUCGAAUGAAGUGGAAAGGUUUUUGAACGAAGCUCCCGAUGAUCGUUAUUUAGCCACAAAGGUUGGGCUGAAUUUUGGCGUUGUUGGAACUUGCCGCAGAGAGGAGUUAGCCAAUACUACUUUAAAAGAUAUUGAAGCCCAUGGAAAAAUGCUACUAAUCAAGAUUCCGAAUACAAUAAAUAAGAUACCGAGAAGCUUUGUUGUUGAAGGAGAUUUUCAUAGAAUAGUGCAAAAAUAUAUGAAUCAGCGGUCUCAAAAAGCAAAAACCGACCGUUUUUUCCAAAAAAGGGAAGUGUACAGCUCAAGCAAACGGGAUAAAGAAAUUUGGUAA